GUUGGUUGCAGUGCAGUAGUUAGUAAUAUCUCCUUUAGUAAUGUAAUUGAGUGUCUUCCAAUUGCGAGCGACAUAAGACGCGCAAAUCUCCAUCUUCUCUGUCUUUCACGGAAUUCCUGGAUCAUCUUUUUUGAAAUAUUUCGAAGGGGAGAAACAACAGCAGUCACUAGCCAACAGCAUGGGCACAUAUCAAUCACACGGGAAGUUUAUCAUCUCACCAGACGGCACCAAGAUAUGGGCAGAGGCAGCUGGGAAUCAUGAAAAGCCAGCAGUAGUCUUCAUCCAUGGCUUUUCGUUGUCUGGGACAGUAUGGGAGAAACAAUUCCAGGAUACAUUUCUACUUGAGAAUCUUUAUCUACUCCGAUAUGAUCUUCGUGGGCAUGGUCGUAGUGAGCAGCCCGUGGAACCAGACGCUUAUACAUCCGUACGAAUGGCAGAAGAUUUCGCUGCCGUUUGCAGUGCCUCUGGCGUGAAGCUACCAUAUAUUGCAGGAUGGAGUUUCGGAGGUGAAUUGACAGAUCUACUCCUAUGAAGAAAGUGAAGAAAGCCCAUAGGACUAAUAUAACCUAGGGGUCAUAGCAGCAGAUGUAUGUGACAGAUAUGGCCCGGAAGCCAUCGCAGGAAACAUACUUCUCGGUGGAGUGCCAUACAAAGCUGCGCAUCCUGGCCAGACAGCUAUCUCCAUUAGGCUCGUAUUUCGCGGUGUAAGAAAUUGCU
Paecilomyces variotii is the source of this 717-nucleotide messenger RNA. RefSeq names its product Alpha/Beta hydrolase protein. NCBI's taxonomy places the organism in Eukaryota, Fungi, Ascomycota, Eurotiomycetes, Eurotiales, Thermoascaceae. The transcript is spliced from 3 exons. The coding region runs from base 179 to 532 and encodes 117 amino acids. The record is from RefSeq and is a predicted model, not a curated record.